Olea europaea var. sylvestris is the source of this 1262-nucleotide messenger RNA. Its product is annotated as ABC transporter G family member 25-like. The coding region runs from base 1 to 1134 and encodes 377 amino acids. NCBI's taxonomy places the organism in Eukaryota, Viridiplantae, Streptophyta, Magnoliopsida, Lamiales, Oleaceae. The record is from RefSeq and is a predicted model, not a curated record. Gene Ontology annotation, molecular function: ABC-type transporter activity. Gene Ontology annotation, cellular component: membrane. The transcript is spliced from 2 exons.
AUGCGUCGUCCCAAGCGAGUCAGCCCACCGAUGGCAGAUGAGUUCCUCACUCAACUUCGCAUAGCCUACACGCGCCUAACGCGAGUCCUCUCUGGGUCAUCGCCUCAGUCGUCGCAAACUGAAUAUGCAGGGGUAUGCCAACUUGAUGGUACAAAUGAGAAUGAGCAGCCUAGUGUGAAGCAAACUCUUGUAUCCUCUUACAAUAAUUUACUGGCUCCCAAGGUUAAAGCAUAUUGCACUGAUGCCUCAAGUAUGGCUGCGAACGAUACAAUGAUCUUCCAAGAAUCUAGACACAAUUGCAUUGAUAAUUUUUCGACAUGGUUCAAUCAGUUCAGCAUUCUCCUACAAAGAAGUUUCAAGGAAAGAAAAUACGAGACCUUCAAUUCAUUGAGAGUGUUCCAAGUCAUCACAGCCUCGUUUUUAGCUGGUUUCAUGUGGUGGCACUCUUGUUACACGGAUAUUCAGGAUCGUCUAGGUCUCCUUUUCUUCAUUUCCAUUUUCUGGGGUGUUUUAUCAUCUUUCAAUGCUGCAUUUGCCUUUCCUCAAGAACGAGCAAUUUUGGCGAAGGAACGAGCUUCGGGUAUGUACACACUCUCGUCAUAUUUCAUGGCCCGAAUCACAGGGGACAUGCCUAUGGAACUAAUCCUGCCAAUAUUAUUCCUCGCUAUAGUUUAUUGGAUGACGGGACUAAAACCCGAACUCACUGCUUUUCUAAUGACAUUAAUAAUCGUGCUCGGUUAUGUUCUUGUGUCCCAAGGGCUUGGCCUUGCAUUUGGUGCACUUAUCAUGGAUGCCAAGCAGGCUUCGACCGUGGUAACUGUCACAAUGCUAGCAUUCGUUUUAACAGGUGGAUACUAUGUGCAUAAAGUACCAUCCUUCAUGUCAUGGAUGAAGUACAUUUCUACCACAUUUUAUAGCUAUAGACUUCUCAUCACUGUUCAAUAUGGAGAUGGAAAGGUGAUUUCCUCAUUGCUCGGUUGCUCAUCCGGACGUCGAGAAAGAGCUGACUGCAAUUUUAUCGAGGAAGAUAUAAGUGGAAAUAUCCACCCCGCUAUGAGCAUCGGCAUUUUAUUGAUCAUGUUUGUAGGAUAUCGAUUAUUUGCUUACAUUAUGCUAAGGCGCAUCGGUGCAUGAAACAUUGGGGGUGAGUACCCGUGGUCGGAAUUUUGUUAAGGGCAUGUUUGAUAUCUAUUAUUGGAUAAUGCUAGACUAUAAAUUGUAGAAUGAACAAACAUGUCAAAUGCACGUCACCUAACAUUUCA